Molecule: messenger RNA, 887 nt
Organism: Aplosporella prunicola CBS 121167
Lineage: Eukaryota; Fungi; Ascomycota; Dothideomycetes; Botryosphaeriales; Aplosporellaceae
Exons: 5
Coding region: 96-743 (215 amino acids)
Biological process (GO): vesicle fusion with Golgi apparatus; endoplasmic reticulum to Golgi vesicle-mediated transport; retrograde vesicle-mediated transport, Golgi to endoplasmic reticulum
Cellular component (GO): Golgi membrane; SNARE complex; ER to Golgi transport vesicle membrane
Molecular function (GO): SNAP receptor activity
Source: RefSeq, a predicted model, not a curated record
CCCACACCCCCAGUCUCGACACGUUACCACCACCUCCACCUCUUCAGCCUCCUUUGACCUGUGGAUGCGCAUGCCCCGCGCAAGCCCGCAUCAACAUGAUCAGGUCUACCCAAGUCGCGAGGUUGGACGGCCUGAUCCUGGCUGCCUCCGUCGACGAUGAACAGUCACAGUCUGAACUCGUCGACAUCAAGAACAAGGUCAAGCAGAUCUUGCGCCGCGUCAACCGCAACUCCGAGCCGCAGGCCAGCAUUGAAGGCGGCCAAUACACCGUCCACUACCUCAUCAACGAUGCCCUCGUCUUCCUCUGCAUUUGCGAUCGCUCGUACCCGCGCAAGCUGGCCUUCACCUACCUGCAGGACCUCUGUCAGGAGUUCACCACAGUCUACCCUUCGCAGCAGUACCUGGCUGCAACUUGCCGCCCUUACGCCUUCGUCGAGUUUGACACAUUCAUCCAGCGCACCAAGAAGACGUAUCAGGACAGCCGCGCGACACAGAACCUCGACAAGCUGAACGAUGAGCUGCGGGACGUCACAAAGGUCAUGACAAAGAACAUCGAGGACUUGCUGUACCGCGGUGACAGCCUCGAGCGCAUGGGCGACAUGAGCAGCAGAUUGCGCGAGGAUAGCCGCAAGUACAAGAAAGCCGCGGUGAGAAUUAACUGGGAGCUGCUUGUCAAGCAGUAUGGCCCCAUUGGAGCGGUCGGCCUCAUCAUGAUCAUCUUCAUCUGGUGGCGCUUCUUCUGAGAGCAUAGCAAAGGCGUCGUCGGUAACAGGAAUUUUCUUCGGUCACAGUGUGUUCAUAAUCAUACCAAGACUCCCAAGCGGAGCACGUCGAACAAUGGAAGCGAUUUGUCGUUAGGGGCUCUCAGCUCUGUCAUUCCUCGUCGC